This is a messenger RNA of Dioscorea cayenensis subsp. rotundata (Guinea yam), 3626 nucleotides long. Its product is annotated as PH, RCC1 and FYVE domains-containing protein 1-like. The transcript is spliced from 9 exons. Bases 135 to 3344 code for a protein of 1069 amino acids. Lineage: Eukaryota; Viridiplantae; Streptophyta; Magnoliopsida; Dioscoreales; Dioscoreaceae. Gene Ontology annotation, molecular function: metal ion binding. The record is from RefSeq and is a predicted model, not a curated record.
AGAAGCCACCUUUUCUUUUUCUCCAUCUCCUUCGUUUCGCCGUCUCAAUCUGUUUCAUGAGAAUGGCAUGGGCUUUGAUUCCUUCUGCGAUCGCUCUUGUGAUCGUUUGAGUUGUUACGAAGCGUGAUCCGGCGAUGUCGGCGGCCGCCGGUGAGUCCAGGACUGGAGCCGUCGAGAGGGACAUCAAGCAGGCCAUCAUUGCUCUUAAAAAGGGUGCAUGUUUGCUCAAGUAUGGGCGCAGAGGAAAGCCUAAAUUUUGCCCUUUCAGAGUGUCCAGUGAUGAGUCUAUGUUAAUAUGGUUUUCAGGGAAAGAGGAAAAGCACCUCAAGUUGAACCAUGUGUCCAGAAUCAUGCCUGGGCAACGCACUGCAAUCUUUCAGAGGUACCCAAGGCCUGAGAAGGAAUGUCAGUCCUUUUCUCUUAUAUACAAUGACAGAUCAUUGGAUCUUAUAUGCAAGGAUAAAGAUGAAGCUGAAGUCUGGUUUGCUGGUUUAAAAUCACUUGUAUCAUGCAGUCACCAGAAGAAAUGGAGGGCAGAAUCAAGAAGUGAUGGAGUGCCUUCUGAGACAAAUAGCCCAAAAACAUACACCCAGAGGAGCUCACCUUUGAGUUCCCCAUUUAGCAGCUGUGAUAGCUUGCAUAAGGAUGGCAGUGAUCCCCUUCGACUUUCAAGUCCAUAUGAUAGUCCACCAAAGAAUGGUUCGGAUAAGUCUUUUUCUGAUGUUAUACUGUAUGCUGUUCCUCCCAGGGGUUUCUUUCCUACAGAUUCUGCAACGGGGUCUGUAAACUCUUUAUCAUCUGGAUUUUCAGAUUGUGCAAAUGACCAUGUGAAGGGCAUUGCAGCUGAUGGUUUUAGAGUUAGCCUGUCAAGUGCGAUUAGCUCGUCAAGUCAAGGUUCUGGUCAUGAUGAUGGUGAUGCGUUGGGUGAUGUUUUCAUAUGGGGGGAGGGAACUGGUGAUGCCUUGCUUGGUGGGGGUAGUAACAGAGUAGGAAGUUGUCCUGGCCUUAAGAUGGAUUCUCUUGUGCCAAAAGCCUUAGAUUCUGCUGUAAUACUUGAUGUUCAGAAUAUAUCCUGUGGUGGAAGGCAUGCUGCCCUUGUCACCAAGCAAGGAGAGAUCUAUGCUUGGGGCGAGGAAUCAGGAGGCAGGCUUGGGCAUGGUGUGGAUUUUGAUGCCUCACAGCCAAAACUCAUAGAUGCUCUUGUCAAUAUGAAUAUUGAACUUGUAGCAUGUGGUGAAUUUCAUACUUGUGCUGUCACACUAUCUGGAGAUCUCUACACAUGGGGUGAUGGUAACUACAAUCUUGGAAUCCUUGGCCAUGGAAAUAUUGUGAGUCACUGGAUCCCGAAAAGGGUUAAUGGACCUUUGGAUGGAAUUCAUGUCUCGUCCAUUUCCUGUGGGCCUUGGCAUACAGCCAUUGUGACCUCUUCAGGGCAAUUGUUUACUUUUGGAGAUGGAACAUUCGGUGUCCUUGGUCAUGGAGAUCGCAGCAGUGUCUCAGUGCCUAGGGAAGUUGGAUCUUUGAAGGGACUACGUACAGUUCGAGCAGCUUGUGGUGUUUGGCACACGGCUGCUGUUGUUGAAGUUUUGGCUGGAAAUUCAGGUUCCAGCCAUUGCUCUUCAGGUAAGCUUUUCACAUGGGGGGACGGAGACAAGGGACGUCUUGGACAUGGUGACAAGGAAUCAAAACUUGUUCCUACUUGUGUUGCUGCCUUGGUCGAGCCAAACUUCUGUCAAGUUGCUUGUGGACAUAGCUUGACAGUGGCACUUACAACCUCUGGUCAUGUUUAUUCAAUGGGCAGUAGUGUUUAUGGUCAACUUGGACACCCUCAAGCUGAUGGAAAGCUUCCUGUCCGUGUUGAAGGAAAGCUCUUGAAAAAUUUUGUGGAGGAGAUAUCUUGUGGAGCUUAUCAUGUUGCAGUCUUGACUUCUAGAACUGAAGUUUAUACUUGGGGAAAGGGCGCAAAUGGGCAGCUAGGUCAUGGAGACACUGAAGAUAGAAAUUCCCCCACAGUUGUUGAAGCUUUAAAAGACAAACAAGUCAGAAACAUUGUUUGUGGCAGAAAUUUUACUGCAGCAAUCUGCAUUCACAAGUGGGCGUCUGGUGUCGAUCAGUCAAUCUGUUCUGGUUGCCGUCUACCAUUUAAUUUUAAGAGGAAGCGUCAUAAUUGCUACAAUUGUGCACUUGUCUUCUGUAAUUCUUGCAGCAGUAAGAAGUCACUGAAGGCUUCCAUGGCACCAAACGCUAAUAAACCAUAUCGUGUUUGCGAUAGUUGCUAUGCCAAGCUGUGGAAGACCUUGGAAAAUGAAUCAUCUAAAUCUACAAUUAAUAGGAAAGUAAACAUGAUUCAAGGGCUUAGCGAGUCAAUUGGCAAGGAGAAGUUCAAUUCUAGAUCUCAUAUGCAAGUGUCCAGCUUUUCUUCCAUUGAGCCUUUAAAGAAUGCAGAGGGUAGAUCUUUCAAAAGAAACAAGAAGUUUGAGUUUAAUAGCAGUCGUGUAUCUCCUAUUCCAUUAUUUGGAUCUUCAAAAAAGAUCUUCUCUGCUUCUGUUCCGGGAACAAGAAUUGCUUCCCGUGCAACAUCACCCACAUCUAGAAGAACUAGCCCUCCUCGUUCUACUACCCCUACCCCAACUCUAGGAGGUUUAACUUCUCCGAGACUUGUCAUAGAUGAUGUGAAAAGGACCAAUGAUAGUCUGAGCCAAGAAGUUCUGCGGUUAAAAGCACAGGUGGAGAAUCUCACUCGUAAGGCCCAACUUCAAGAAAUCGAGUUGGAAAGAACAACCAAACAGCUCAAGGAGGCCAUUGCUAUAGCUGAGGAAGAAACUGUAAAAUGCAAAGCAGCAAAGGAAGUUAUCAAGUCCCUUACUGCCCAAUUGAAGGACAUGGCUGAAAAGUUGCCUGUUGGAGUCAUCAUAAGUAGUAAGAUUGCCGCCUUGGCUUCCACUGCAGUUGCUGAUGAAACUAGCAACCUGAGCCAUUCCUCUCAUGUACCAGAUUUAAAUUGCUCAAAUGGCUUGCCUGUUUUGGAUAGAGCAAACACACUCAGUACCAUAAGCAAAUCAUGUCAUUCUGAGGUCAUGUCAAAUGGGAGCCAACUGACAGAUGCCGAUGCCACUGUGUCUGAAUGGGUUGAACAAGAUGAGCCUGGGGUUUACAUCACUCUCACUUCAUUACCUGGUGGUGGCAAAGAUCUCAAGCGUGUUCGCUUCAGUCGGAAGCGAUUCACAGAGAAACAAGCAGAACAAUGGUGGGCCGAGAACCGGUCUAGGGUAUACGUAAAAUACAAUAUGCAGACGAUUGACAGAGCCGCUACAAGUGUUGGCAAUGAUGAUGGAUCGCAUUGAAAUUACAGGUACUCUCGAAUUUUUUUGCUUGUGUAAGCAAAACAUGAACCAAAGACAUGGUAUUCCUGAUUGUAUUGUUGUAAAUGUCGAUCUUUUCUUCUUCUUUUUUUUUCCAAUUUUUUAAUCUUAGUUCAUCUAGAGAUUGAUCAUCAGUAUAAAGAUUUGUGAGUUGGUGUUGUAGAUGAUUUUUGCUUGGUAUUUGAUGACUUGAGUGCUUGAUUGUGAGAUGUGUAUGCCUCUAGCGAGCACCUUGUAUAUGUCAUAGUCUCAUUCUUGCUGUAA